AUGCCUCCAAGAACAGACUUCAGCUUCUCGCGCACGCGUCGCCACCAGGCGCAGCCCCAGCCUACGCCGCCCCAGCAGCAGUUUGUGGAUCCGCAGGAGGACAGCGAUCUCACCCAAGACGACGAUGCUGAGGACGAUGAGCUGGUAGAGGAGGCUGAUGGCGAAGAGGAAGAAGAAGAGGAGGAGGAGGAGCCAUUAGAAGACUCCCCCCUGCACCUCCCCCCCUCGCCCCCGCUCCCCCCAAACCUCAAAGAAAUCUCCUCGCUGGCCUCCUGGACCGUCUCCUCCUCCAAGCCCGGCUGCAGCAUCCCCCAACUGCGCUCCCCCCUCACCACGCACUUCUGGCAAUCCGACGGCCCGCAGCCGCACCUGCUCAACCUGCACUUCUUCAAGCGCGUGCGCAUCGUCGGCGUGCGCCUGUACCUCGACUUCGAGGCCGACGAGUCGUACACGCCCACGCGCAUCCUCUUCCUGGCCGGCACGGGCCCCAACGACCUGCAGGAGUGGGGCGAGCUGCGGCUCGAGCAGCCGCGCGGCUGGGUGUGGGUCGGCUUCGAGGGUGUGGGCGACGUCGGGGACGCGGUUGCCGCGCCGGGGCGGGAGGGCGGGCCGGGCCCUGUGCGGGUGGUUUCGAAUGCUUCUGCGUCUGCGUCCGACGAGGACGGCGAGGACGAUGGAUCUGAGUUUUCUUCUGGCGGCGACCGUGGUUCUUCUGAUGAGGAGGAGGAGGAUGAGGAGGAGGGGGAUCUGAUGCAGCUGGAUCGGCCGAGACGGCGCCGCAGGCGCGCGAGAUUGCCCGAGUUGAGGGCGCAUUUGGUGCAGGUUAAGAUUCUGGAGAACCAUCAGAAUGGGAAGGAUACGCAUUUGCGGGGGUUGCAGAUCUUUGCUAGGGAUAGGGGGGUGAGGAGGGGGAAGACGGAGCAGGUAGUUGAGACAAGGAGGCAGAGCACGAGCGGGAGGGCGAGUUUGGGCGGUGGGGGUGGAGGUGCGGUAGAGGGGGCUGGGAAGGGGAGGAGUAGGAUUACGAUGUCGGAGUGGGAGAGACUGCCUGAUAUUAGGUAG
Molecule: messenger RNA, 1062 nt
Organism: Mytilinidion resinicola
Lineage: Eukaryota; Fungi; Ascomycota; Dothideomycetes; Mytilinidiales; Mytilinidiaceae
Product: galactose-binding like protein
Exons: 2
Coding region: 1-1062 (353 amino acids)
Biological process (GO): protein K11-linked ubiquitination; anaphase-promoting complex-dependent catabolic process
Cellular component (GO): anaphase-promoting complex
Source: RefSeq, a predicted model, not a curated record